Exophiala viscosa is the source of this 1116-nucleotide messenger RNA. RefSeq names its product Alpha/beta hydrolase fold-1. NCBI's taxonomy places the organism in Eukaryota, Fungi, Ascomycota, Eurotiomycetes, Chaetothyriales, Herpotrichiellaceae. The transcript is spliced from 2 exons. The coding region runs from base 308 to 1075 and encodes 255 amino acids. The record is from RefSeq and is a predicted model, not a curated record.
CUUCGGAGUUGCCUAUUCAGCGCCCUUGCCGAGACGCAUUAUCAAUGUAGGAUUGCUUACCCAUGGCGAUGGUGGCGAUACGUGCGCACAAGAAGAAUAGAGGUCCACGUGAGGUACUCGAAUGAAGAAGUAAGUUUAAUGCAUUGCACAGGUCAAGUCAGCAGAGUGCAUUAUACGUGUGCCUAUAUACGAUGUUGUGUUGUUAAAAGGAGACUCUGCUGGCACUAUGCCGCGCUCUUUCACACACCGUUCUCAUCGGUAAAUUCAACACCACUACGUUUUAUUACGGCAACAACGCUAUUGAGCCAUGGCCCCGAAACCUGCAAUCGUUUUGAUCCCUGGAUCUUUCACUACUGCAGCCAUGUACUAUCCUCUCCAGGACAUACUUUUGGCUCAGGGGUACGACGUUUACAUCAACGCCUUGCCAUCAGCGACGAGGAAUCCACCAGAACCACCGGCAAGCUUGAGUGACGACGCAAGCUUCUUCGGCAACAUCAUUGGGACGAUUGCAGACCAAGGAAAGGACAUUAUAGUGCUCGGUCAUUCGUUUGGUGGUAUGGUCGCCUGUGAAUCAGCCAAGGGCCAGGGCAAGGCGGAGCGGGAAGCGAGAGGUCAGCCUGGUGGCAUCAUCAGGAUCAUCUUUCUGACUGCUAUCGUCUUGCCGGAAGGCCAAUCGGUGACUGAUCACCAAGGUCAACCGCCAACAUCCAUUAUAGCAACAGACGAGCAUGGAUUCAUGCGACUCACCGAUCCCGCAUUUUCCGCGUCGCGCGUGUAUGAUACCUGGCCAGAAGAACGAGCUCUUGCUUGGGCCAAAGCCGCGCCGAAACAUUCAGCUCUCAGCUUUGCAAGUCCUCUCACUUAUGCCGCCUACAAGGACAUCCCUUCGUCCUACAUCUUUUGCGAGCAAGAUCAAAUCCUGCCCCCUCCCGUGCAGGAACAUUAUAUCAACAACAUCAAGGCUGCAACUGGUAAAGAGGUGGACAUUCACAAGCUGAGCACAAAUCAUGCUCCAAAUCUGACCGCCACAGAAGACUUGGUGGAGGUCAUCCUGAAGAUUGCCAUUGCUUCUUAGACGAGAGAUAGAGGCCAAAUCCCUGUUCCAUAGACUCAAAU